Molecule: messenger RNA, 2892 nt
Organism: Polistes canadensis
Lineage: Eukaryota; Metazoa; Arthropoda; Insecta; Hymenoptera; Vespidae
Product: SID1 transmembrane family member 1-like
Exons: 11
Coding region: 508-2859 (783 amino acids)
Cellular component (GO): membrane
Source: RefSeq, a predicted model, not a curated record
UAAUUUAAAUAUGGCGACAUAUUAUCCAUCAAUGUAUGAUCUUUUCUUCCAAAAAUUGUUUUAUUAAUUGUCAGAAUUUUUCUCUACAAUGAAAACGUUCGUUUAAACGUCUAUAACCAAUAGUUCUGUACUUUAUCAUUUAUUUAUUUAUUUAUUCCUUUUUCUUUUGUAUAUUAAAUUCACGACACAUGUAAAUCCGGUUAUAUCAUUUCCUGUCAAAUUAAAACAUUCAAUAGUUUAACACAAUUGUAUGAAACGUAAUUAUAUCUAUUUGUCACAGUUAUUGUUUAAAAGGCAUCUGUUAUUAUAAUUUAUUUUACGUUUUAACAAUUUUAAUUAUGAAUAAAUAAACCAGUGAAUGAGACAACAUCAUGAAAUUAGAUUUGUGAAUUUUUGUAUAUAUUACAUAUAAAAGUGUAAUAUUGUAUAUAUGAAUUUAUAUUCAACAUAUGUUUUAGUAAACAGGGUUUAUGUUUAAUCAACGUCAGUAGGUACAACACAACGGACAUGUGGAAAUUCCUUAUAUCAUCGACGGUGUUGAUUGUUAUUAGCAUUUUAAAAACUAAGGCUGUUCUACUAGAAACAUCAUUUACUCCAAUCGUUGUAUCCGCUAACUAUACACAGAAUUAUGAUGCUACAAUAAACAAUACCAUUGAAUAUGUAUUCUUAUAUCCUACGAAUAAUAACACAUUAUUAAAAACUGCACGAAUACAAGUGGAAAGUGAUGCUACUUCUGAUCUUCCUUUAAUCGUAGUGGUUCGACAAGAUCGAGGAAUUCUAUCAUGGCAAAUUCCUCUUAUCAUUGAAAGCGUAAAUUUUGAUCCAUUGAAGUAUAACAAGACUAGUCGAACAUUAUGUUCAACAAAGUAUUAUAGAAGUAGUUAUCGUGAUGCAGAUGACCAAGAUUUUAUUUCUGUUAGUAUAUCUACAGCUAGUCAUACAAAUAUAUUUUUUAAUCUUAGUGUAGCAGAGGAAACAGAUUUUAAUAUAAGGACAGAUGAGAAAAGAAGUUUUGAAAUUUCUCCUUCCGAGCCUAUAUAUUACAGUUAUAUAUUUCCAGAAAAAUCUCAAAGUUCAUCCGUAAUUGUUAGCAUUGAAUCAGAUAAUGAUAUUUGCAUGACAUUUUCUAUACAAAACGUAUCCUGUCCAGUAUUUGAUUUGGAACGUAAUAUUGAAUUUUCUGGAUAUUGGCAAACUAUAAGUCGAAAAGGCGGUAUUACUGUAUCUAAAGAAGCAUAUCCUUCAGGAUUUUUUGUUGUACUAGUUGUUAAAGGAGAUGAUACGGAUUGUAAUGGUGUGCUUAGCACCAGUUCGCCUAGAAAUAAAAAUGUUACAUUAACUGUACAUUCUAGUAUUACGAAAAAAGAUUAUAUUGUAGCAUCAUGUAUAGCAACAUUUGUUAUUAUCAUAUUUUGCGGAUGCUGCGUGAUAGCUGUGGUCGUAGGUAAAAUUAGGGAAGGUAGAAAAGUUCGAGAAGAAUUGCUAACUGACAGGAACAAUGAAUUUAAUCAAAAUUUACAAAGUCCUUCAACCGUUGAAGCGGUUGGUCCUAGUCAAUGGGCAACGGUAGAAGAAGAUUCUUCGUUGGACGAGGACGACAUAGAUAUGAUGGAGGAUGCUCUUUCAGAUAAAGAAGUAAUACGAACUAAAAUCGUACUCUCGGUGUGUGAUCUGGCACGAAAGGAACCCAACAUUUUGAAGCAUAAAUCACGCUUAUAUUUAUAUUAUUUAGCAACUGUUGCUAUUUUCUAUACGUUACCUGUCUUGCAAUUGGUAGUAACAUAUGAACGAGUACUUCAUGCUACCGGAAAUCAGGAUAUGUGUUAUUACAAUUUCUUAUGUGCUCAUCCAUUGGGAUUAAUAUCAGAUUUUAAUCAUGUCUUUUCUAAUUGCGGAUACGUUCUACUCGGCAUAUUAUUUAUAUUUUUAACGUAUUCACGAGAACUAGCCGAAUCAGAUAAUCUAAACACAAAAUGUUAUGGAAUACCACAGCAUUAUGGAUUAUUUUAUGCAAUGGGUUUUGCGCUUAUUAUGGAAGGCGUUCUUUCAGGAAGUUAUCACAUUUGUCCGAGUCGUAGUAAUUUUCAGUUUGAUACUAGUUUUAUGUAUAUAAUAGCAGUGCUAUGUAUGAUCAAAAUUUAUCAAACUCGCCAUCCUGACAUAAAUGCAAGAGCUCCGGUUACUUUUGGAAUAUUGGCCCUCAUCAUACUUUUAGGAUUAAUCGGAGUUUUGGAUGGUUCCAAAUAUUUUUGGGCAAUAUUUACGACUACACAUUUGUUUGCUUGCUUAAAUUUAACAGCACAGAUCUAUUACAUGGGACGUUGGAGAUGUAACAGAGGCCUUUUCUCUAGGGUUUAUCAAACAUUUAAAAACGAUGCACGUUGCGGAGUAACAUAUUUAUUCCGGCCACUUUACGCUGGAAGAUUUGCAAUGCUCGUUGUAGCAAAUUUAUGUAACAUCGGUUUAUCGGUUUACGGCAAUUUAUAUCAUGAGAAAAAUUUUGCUACAUUUUUAUUAGCAAUCUUGAUGUCCAAUUUAAUUUUAUAUACAUUAUUUUAUAUAAUAAUGAAGUUGUGCCAUAAAGAGAGAAUUUUGCUUAAACCAUUAAUGUAUAUUGUAUUCGCAGUUUUAUUCUGGGCAGCUGCAUUAUAUUUCUUCAUACAUAAAACAAUAUCCUGGAAUCUAACACCUGCCCAAUCACGUCUCUUUAAUAAACCUUGCGUGUUAUUAAACUUUUUCGAUUCCCACGAUAUUUGGCACUUCUUAUCAGCAUUCGCGAUGUUUUUCUCCUUUAUGAUUUUACUUACCUUGGACGACGAUAUCGUCGAUGUACAUCGAAGUCAAAUUCCAGUUUUUUAAUGUUACAUUUAAAUAAAUUGAGAUCAUGUUCAU